GCUCUGCUCAGUGUUGAGUGAGAAGGUGACACGACAGGACUUGACUUCCAUCCGAAGGAGGAGCCAUUGUCCCCAGGGCAACACACAUGGAGCAGUGGGGAAAAACAAACUCAAAAGUUCAAUUUCUAGUUUAGGUCUGACUUCCUCUGAGAUGUCAGGGGACUCUGCGGCCGUCGCCUCCUUUGCGGUCACAGACUAUGUCGUGUUUGCUCUCAUGCUCCUGGUGUCGGCUGCCGUGGGGGUCUACUACGCCUGGGUGGACAGGGGACAGGGAAGCUCGGGGGACUUCCUAACGGGUGGCCGAAGACUGACGGCCCUGCCCGUCUCACUGUCCCUGACUGCCAGCUUCAUGUCAGCCAUCACAGUGCUGUCCAACCCGGCCGAGGUGUACCGCUACGGAGCCAAUAUUGGAUAUUAUGGGCUCUCCUACGCGAUGACAAUGGUGGUGACAUCUGAGAUCUUUCUCCCGGUCUUUUACAGGCUGGCCAUCACCAGCACGUAUGAGUAUCUGGAGCUGCGUUUCAGCAGAGCAACCCGUCUGCUGGGAACCGUGCUCUUCAUUGUUCAGACGAUCCUCUACACUGGAGUAGUCAUUUAUACCCCAGCUCUUGCUUUGAACCAAGUAACUGGCAUGGAUCUGUGGGGGGCCGUCAUUUCCACAGGCGUGGUCUGUACCUUUUACUGCACAAUGGGUGGGCUGAGGGCGGUGGUGUGGACAGAUGUGUUUCAGCUUGGUGUCAUGGUUGCGGGCUUCCUGUCAGUCAUCAUCCGGUCCGUGGUCGUACAAGGUGGCAUCCUUCCCGUCAUUUCAGACUCACGAGAUGGAGGGAGGCUCAACUUUGGGGACUUCGACACAAGCCCUCUGAGGAGACACACAUUCUGGACCAUUACCGUUGGAGGGACAUUCGUCUGGAUCAGUAUCUACGGGAUCAACCAGGCCCAGGUUCAGAGAUACGUCUCCUGCAAGAGUGUGACACAUGCCAGACUGUCUCUCUACAUCAACCUGGUGGGCCUGUGGUCCAUCUUGCUGUGCUCGGUGUUUGCAGGGAUGUGCCUCUUCUCAGUCUAUAAGAAGUGUGACCCAUGGACCGCGCGGCGGGUUUCUCAGCCUGACCAGUUGAUGCCGUAUUUGGUGAUGGACCUCUUGGGAGACUAUCCUGGCCUCCCUGGACUGUUUGUUGCAGCUGCAUUCAGUGGAUCUCUCAGCACAGUGUCCUCCAGCAUCAGCGCACUUGCUGCGGUGACGGUAGAGGACCUGAUCAAACCGUACACCAAGAUGUCUGAGAGACACCUCGCCUGGACAUCAAAAGGACUGAGUGUCCUGUAUGGGGUUUUGUGCAUUGGAAUGGCCGGACUGGCUUCACUCAUGGGAGGGGCUCUGCAGGCAGUCAUCAGUAUAUUUGGGAUCAUUGGAGGUCCUUUACUUGGCGUGUUUACAUUGGGUAUCCUCUGUCCAAUGGCCAACUCCAAAGGGGCUUUGUCCGGUCUUGUGUCGGGCUUGGUGGUGUCUCUGUGGGUGGGCAUCGGGGCCCAGGUGUACCCCCCCUCUCCUGAGAUGAGCCGACCCCUGUCACUGACCACUCAGGGCUGUAACUUCACCCACGCGGAAAGCCUCAACUGGACCUCCGGCGCUCUGCCGACACAGCCGGCCUCCUUCAGCGCAGCCUCGGCACAGCACACCCAGCCUCUGUUGGCCGAUAGCUGGUACGCUGUGUCCUACCUUUACUUCAGUCCUAUCGGAACCAUCACCGCUGUCAGUGUGGGAUUGUUAGUCAGCCUGUUGACAGGAGGCUGGAAGCAGAAGGUGGUAUCGAGGCUCACAUUAAUGAAAGAAGACACAAAUCUUUAUCACUUAUUCCGGCUUGUUAAAGACAGAGUGGCGAGGCGAACAGGAGAGCUGGACCUGGCAACGGGCAGAGAGAAGAGUGGCAGCACUAAUCGGGCUUUCUGUGACGUUGAGCUGGACUUGACGAAAUGCAGCUUUCCCACAUGAAAUGUUUGUUCCGCGAUCACUGUUCUUAAACAAGAAAUGUCAACAAGGAGCUGAAAUACAGAAAAGGAAGUGUGUGAAGUUAGCGUGUUCGUCCUCCAGUGUCACCGGUGUUUGCCUGACCAUGUCAUUGGACUGCAGGGUCAACUUAAUCCACCUUGUUGCUAUGUUGGAAUGUGGGUUUGAUAUUAUAUUAUACUUUUGAUAUGCAUUUCAUCUCAACUGGAAGAAUAAUAAUAUUCCAGGCGGUUAUUAUCGGGUAUUUCCUAUUGUUGUGGUUCCUCUUUGACGUUUGUCCCAAGUCAGAAAUCAGUUCGGACAAAAGUUAAAAUAGCAAAAGGAGUCAUGUAGAGGUCAACUGAUUAUUAUUUUCAAAUGUUUGUAUACAUUUUCUCAUUCAAUGUGAACGUGUGCCCAAACUUUUGACUGUUGAAACAACUUUCCAUAGACUUUACCAUUUCCCAAUUUUUUCUAACAUGUUGGGGUUUCUAACUAGAAAGGAAAAGUGGGAUAUUUCCACUAAUAUUUUCUUGGUCUCAUAAAAGCCAUGACAGUAAAGGAGUUGUAUUGUUGAAGAAUGGCCUCUUUCAUAUUUAUUUUUGACACAAUUCUUUCCAUCAUGUACAAUCACUCAAGACGUUGACCAUGUAAUUGCGAAUAAAUACACAUUGUACAUUGUACAACAAAGUACAGUGAGUCUUAUAUGUACGCUUCUGACAUUUAGAAGUGUUUCUAGGAUAUGAACACAUAUAUACAGUAUUGGUGAAUUGAAGUUUGGUAUAAAAAA
Messenger RNA from Gasterosteus aculeatus aculeatus (three-spined stickleback), 2777 nucleotides. RefSeq names its product solute carrier family 5 member 8 (gene slc5a8). The record is from RefSeq and is a predicted model, not a curated record. Gene Ontology annotation, molecular function: organic acid:sodium symporter activity. Lineage: Eukaryota; Metazoa; Chordata; Actinopteri; Perciformes; Gasterosteidae. Gene Ontology annotation, cellular component: extracellular exosome; membrane. Gene Ontology annotation, biological process: sodium ion transport; propanoate transmembrane transport.